Messenger RNA from Suillus clintonianus, 1884 nucleotides. Its product is annotated as CoA-dependent acyltransferase. The coding region runs from base 34 to 1581 and encodes 515 amino acids. Lineage: Eukaryota; Fungi; Basidiomycota; Agaricomycetes; Boletales; Suillaceae. The transcript has 3 exons. Gene Ontology annotation, cellular component: mitochondrion; cytoplasm. Gene Ontology annotation, molecular function: acetyltransferase activity; lipoic acid binding. The record is from RefSeq and is a predicted model, not a curated record.
UUCCCCGCACCAUUACUUAGGCACACCGCCGCCAUGCUCGUCCGCCCUCUCCGUCGCCUCCUCACUCGUCCAACCGUCGUAUCGCACUUUCACACCUUUCUACCAUGUUUAUCCUCAAGGAGAAUCCUACAGAAUUUCAAGCUUGCUGACAUUGGCGAGGGCAUCACAGAGUGUGAAGUAAUCAAAUGGAAUGUGAAGGAACUUGGCACCAUCCAAAGCUUUGAUCCUUUAUGCGAGGUCCAGAGCGACAAAGCCAGCGUCGAAAUCACAAGCCCAUUCGACGGUAUAGUGAAAGAAAUUCUGGUGAAGGAAGGCGAAGUCGCAAAGGUCGGACAAGGACUCUGUAUAAUCGAAGUUGAUGAGGAAACGUUGGAUAGUGGCAGCGAAGAGCAGAUAGAGCCUUAUUCACCGGCUGCUCCAGUAGCUUCGCAAAUAACUCCAGACUUCAAGUCUGUCGAAGAUGCUGCCUCUCGAGCUGAACAGAUCCGUGAGGAGCCACUCGUACCCAGACGACUACAUCCGAUGGAUCCAAGCUACAUAUCUCCUUCUGUUUCCAAUGUCAACCCCGAGAACGUGCUCGCAAAACCCUCAGUCCGUCAUUACGCUCGCCAAUCUAAGGUCGACCUUGCACUUCUCCCCUCAGGCAGUGGACGUGACGGACGCAUCGAGAAGAAGGAUAUUGAUGCAUUCUUGUCUCAGCGAGUCUCUUCUGUUUCAGUAGACUCCGUUUCGGCUGCACCACGAGCACAAGCCGAAGACGUGAUUGUAGAACUCGGUCGGACGCGUUAUGGCAUGUGGAAAGCUAUGACCCAGAGUCUCGAGAUUCCACACUUCGGCUAUUCGACUUCCCUCGACCUCACAUCUCUCCAUUCCCUCCUCCCAACCCUAAAUGCACACAUACCCGAACACUUUAAUCCCUCCAAAUCAUCACCACUCCCAAUCAACCCAUCCGCUCUGCACCCCGCGCCAUCUCUUCCCCCAGUACCAGAAAGCGCCCAAUUCACCCGUCUCACGUACCUCCCCAUACUCCUGAAGACGCUUGCAAAGGCUAUGAUGGCAUGGCCGGUGCUCCGUUCCUCCAUCACACCAGGGAGCGUGAAUGGAGAAGGCAAACCCACCCUUACCAUCCGUCCACACGCAGACAUCGCUAUUGCUCUUAGCACCACAACAGGUUUAUACACACCUGUCAUACCCCGUGCAGAUACGCACAACAUCUACAGCCUAUCUUCACAACUCAAACACCUUUCUUUCCUCGGUCGUCAAGUACCAUGCGCACUCACGAUGAACGAGAUGCCGAAACGUGGUGCGACGGUCACGGUAUCUAAUGUAGGUGCAAUUGGUGACGGGGAGUACGCGCACCCUGUCUUAGUGCCUGGGGGUGGUGUCGCGAUCGUGGCCAUAGGGAGAGCGAGAUGGGUGUGGGAUGUCAGCAAGAGUGAACAGGGGGAGAGGAGGCUCAAGGUUGGCGUGAGCUGGAGUGCAGAUCAUCGCGUACUAGAGGGUGCAGAGUUGGCUGCAUUCGUGGAGUCCUGGAGAGCAUAUGUGGAAUCACCUGAGCGACUUAUUGGAGAAGGAAUAUGAGGUGGUUGUUGGAGGCUGUAUAACAUCCGGGCGUUUACGCUAUCGCUUUGCAAUCAUGGUUUGGAGCAAGCAUAUUGACAUCACAAUUUUACACAAUGACACUUUCCGUAUCUAUCGCUGCGUGAUUGGAUUGGUCUGCCUUGUACCUUUGUUAACGUUCUGAUCAUUGAAAUUGAUCGUGGCACUUUGCAAUAUUGGUGAUCUACGCCGGUUAAUUAUAACCACACUAGUACAGGCUAGGUAGUACAUCAUGAUCAUCAUGGUUGCCUUCAUAGAAAUGUUCCAAAGCCGCGAAGUUCUUUG